AUGACUGAAAGAAUCAAAUCUUUAUUGGAGUACAGCAUACCUGAUACCGCAACCGGGCUCCUAUCCAACAUUGUCAGACCACCUAUUACCGCUCAGAACUUUGAAUUAAAACCUCAAUUCAUACAGUUCAUCUCCAAUGACUCAUUUGCAGGCACACCUCAUGAAUGCCCUGUUAGUCACAUAGACAGUUUCUUGGAGAAGUGUGACACCAUAAAGCUCAACGGUGUUACUAAUGAUGCUAUCAGACUUCGUUUGUUCCCUUUUUCACUCCGGGAUAGAGCAAAGGAAUGGUUACGAAACGAAGGUAUAGGUUCCUUUGAUACAUGGGAUAAGCUUGCCAAAGCUUUCUUAGAAAUAUUUUUAGGGCAAGAGAAGACUGCAAGGUUAAGGAACGAGCUAGCUACCUUUCGUGAAUCUGAUGAUGAGUCUUUAUAUGAGGCAUGGAGAAGAUUCAAGCGCUUACAGAGACAAUGCCCUCAUCACGGUAUCCCAGAGUGGAUGUUGAUCCAAACAUUCUACAAUGGUCUGACCCUUGAGUUCCGCAUAUACAUUGAUGCUGCAUCCGGGGGUUCUCUCAUGACUAAGAACCCAACUGAAGCCAAAGAGCUAAUUGAGAAGAUGGCAGCCAAUGAUAAUUAUCAUCCAGGAGGUCGACAUAGUGUGAAGAAGGGAGGUAAAUUAGAUGUUGAUGCUCUAACUCUUUUGACUAGCUCUGUGCAGGCAUUGACAAGCAAGUUUGACAGACUCCAAGCCGGAACAUCUACUAGCUCACCGGAGACCUGUCAGAUGUGUAAUGUGCAGGGUCACAUUGCACCUAAUUGCCCCAAAAAUUCCAGUGAGAUGUCAAUUGAGGAGGCCAAUGCAUUCUACACCUUUAAUCCUAAAAGGCCGUAUGAUCCUCAUUCAAACACGUACAAUCAAGGAUGGAGAAAUCAUCCGGAUUUCUUUUAUAUGAACACUCAAGCUCAAUUGAAUUCUCCGUCACCACCACCUAGUUUUCAAGCAAGGGCAUCCUUUAAUCACCAACCCAUAAAGCAACAACUACCACCGCAAACUUCAAAAUACAAUCUUGAUUCCAUUAUGGAGACUUUCACUACUUCCCAGCUUCGACAGCAAGAGCUUAUGACAAAGCAAUUUGAGCUACAAGCAAAGCAAAAUGAACACUUUGAAAGCUUGAUUCAAAUGCUUAUUGCUCAAAAUAAGAGGAUAGAAACUCACCUUUCUCAACUUUCACAACAAGUGAGUCAUUUAUCAACUCUUCAUGAUCAAGCAAAAGUCCAAAAGGAACAAUGCAAUGCAGUUUUCUUGAGAAGAGAUGAAUUAUUUUCGAGGAAAAUAGAUGAGAAAGUGUGCAGUGUGGAGUCAAGAAAAGAUGAAAAGUGUAAGGAUGUAAAAAGUCCCAAAUAUGUUGCUCCACCGGCCUAUGAGGAACCGAUGCCCUUCCCGCAAAGGUUGUCAAAAGCUAUGCUCGAUAAACAUUUUAGGAAAUAUUGUAAGACUCUUAAAAAGGUACAUGCUUCCAUUCCUUUUUCUGAUCUUUUAAUUCAAAUGCCUCAAUUCGCAAAAUUUGUGAAGGAAAUUAAAGAGCAACAUGAUAAUAAGGAAGUAGUAAAUGAGAAAUGCUCUACUCUUUUACGUGAUAGCCUACCACCUAAGCUGCAUGAUCCUGGUAGUUUUAUUAUUCCCUGUAUUAUAAACGAAAUAUUUUUUAACAGGGUCUUGUGUGAUUUAGGUGCUAGUGUAAAUUUAAUGCCUUACUCAUUAUAUGAAAAAUUAGGUUUGCAAAAACUUAAACCUUCCCCUAUUUCUCUUCAAAUGGCUGAUAGGACUACUAGACUCCCUAAGGGUGUUGUUGAGGAUGUAUUAGUUAAGGUUGGUGAACUUGUUUUCCCUGUUGAUUUUGUUGUUAUGGAUAUGAAAGAAGACCAUAAGAUCCCGAUUAUAUUUGGUCACCCAUUCCUUGCCACAAGUCAAGCUCUAAUAGAUGUUCCCAAAAGACAAGUGACCACUAGGGCCCAGGAUAUACAAGUAGUGUUUAAGCUCUUAAUGAACAUAAUUUUAUAUUUGAUGGUGGUACUUGUUUAA
Molecule: messenger RNA, 2085 nt
Organism: Chenopodium quinoa (quinoa)
Lineage: Eukaryota; Viridiplantae; Streptophyta; Magnoliopsida; Caryophyllales; Amaranthaceae
Exons: 1
Coding region: 1-2085 (694 amino acids)
Source: RefSeq, a predicted model, not a curated record